UAUUGGCUAAACUGGCAACAUGACCAUCCCCAAAUACAAUAUCUGUUUCAACACACGAUUUCACAUCAAAAAUCUUGCAAAACAAAUAUAUAAUCUCCUAAAUGUUUUACAUAAAAUAGGAAAAAAAAACCCCUAAAAUUAACAACACUUUCUAGUAGUGCCACAGAUUAAAAUUUGUAACUUAAAUCUGUCCACAGAAAAAUAGCGUGGAAAACUAUUAAAUAAUUCUUGUGUAUAAAGCCUAUGCUUUAAAAGAAAGGGAUUAGGGAAAUUAUAAUAUCAGCAUGUAUACUAGUAUACUUUUGUAGGAAGUACAAGAUGAUGUUAUAAUAUGAACUUGGAACAUUUCUAUGAAUUAAAACAAACUGAUGUUACAGAUGCUGAAGUUUAAAAAAUUUAUGCUAUAAACUAAAUCUUAUAUGUAUGUAUGAACGUACGUAUGCUGUAGCUUAUAUCCAAAUUUUAUCAGUUAUUCAGGAUAUUUAAUAACGGGGUUCAAAUUUUGUGAAACACCGGUUAUCAUCCAGUCAAUAUGGCAGACAAAACGGAACGUUUCGAGUCUUUGGAACAUCAGUUAGAAACAUUUAUUGAAACAACUCGACAAAUUAGUAUAAUAGUUUCAGACUUUCAACAACAAGGUCAAAACUUAUUAAAUCAAAAACUCCAUUCUAUGGUGACAGGUAUGCAAGAAAUUGACAAGUUAAAAGGACAAAUGCAUGAUGUACAAGUACCAUUAGAAGUUUUUGAUUGCAUUGAUAGAGGGAAAAACCCACAUCUUUAUACCAAAGAAUGCCUAGAAAAAGCUCUUGCUAAAAAUGAAUUAGUUAAAGGCAAAAUCGACAAUUUUAAGGUAAGUUAAGAUUAAAUUAGAAAC
This is a messenger RNA of Octopus bimaculoides (California two-spot octopus), 874 nucleotides long. Its product is annotated as mediator of RNA polymerase II transcription subunit 10. NCBI's taxonomy places the organism in Eukaryota, Metazoa, Mollusca, Cephalopoda, Octopoda, Octopodidae. Gene Ontology annotation, molecular function: transcription coregulator activity. Gene Ontology annotation, cellular component: mediator complex. The record is from RefSeq and is a predicted model, not a curated record. Gene Ontology annotation, biological process: regulation of transcription by RNA polymerase II.